AAAGAGGGGGAAAAACAUCCCACGAUCUGAUUGCACUGAUUCGGCUUUGGGUUGUCUAGUGAUUCUAUAGUCUCUGCUUACCCCGGUGGGAAAUAGGCGUGAGUUUAUGUAUGUAUGUAUGUAUUUUAUCUAGUGAAAUUCUGGUGGUUCGAGAGACCGCUCAGUUUUAGUGGUUUCUGGUGGUUUGCACGGCCGCAUUUGGUGGGCUGGUGAAAAUAAAGUUGGCAACACUGUUCAUUUCUGAUUUCGCUCGAUUGUUUUGUUGAUCGACCCUGUUUUUUGCAAAAAUAUAAUAAUUAGACCAUAAAAGUAUAAAAAACGUGAAAUUUACUGUUGAUUUUGUGAAAACUGUUAAACAUAAAUUUCAAAUAUGGGGAUUUUUGGAACUUCGACACCUUUUGAUCAAGAUGUCGAGAGAGCAACCAGUGAGAACAACACAAAUGAAGAAUGGGGGCUGAUCCUAGAGAUCUGCGACCGCGCCGGUGCGUCGGCGCAGGCGUCGCGGGACUGCCUGCGCGCCAUCCUGCGCCGGCUUGGUCAUCCAGACCCGCACGUUCAAGUACACGCCGCCACGCUGCUGGACGCUUGCGUCGCUAACUGCGGAAAGGUGUUUCAUCUCGAAGUAGCCUCACGCGAAUUCGAGACAGAAUUCCGUCGUCUGCUAUCGCGCGCGCAGCCGGCGGUCGGUCAACGGUUGAAGGGUCUCCUCCGCAAGUGGUCGGAAGGAGAGUUCAAGUCGGACCCUCAGCUGGACCUGAUCCCGGCGUUGGCGAAGCAGUUCCGCGCUGACGCGACUGACAGAGACACCCCGAGUCAUUCCAGUCAGUCCACCGCCUCUGCCGCCGCCGCCGCCGCGCAACGAGAACAGGAGGAGCUGGCGCGAGCCAUAGCGCUGUCUCUCCGCGAGUCGGGCCCCGCGGGUCCGGCGGCGGGCAGCGCGCUGUACCCGCGCGUGGAGGAGGCGGCCGCCGCGCCGCCGCCCGCCAGGAAGGUGCGGGCGCUCUACGACUUCGAGGCCGCCGAGGACAACGAGCUCACCUUCCACGCGGGGGAGAUUGUGCACGUGACGGACUCGAGCGACCCGAACUGGUGGAAGGGAUACAACGACCGCGGCGAGGGACUGUUCCCGGCCAACUUCGUCACCUCCGACCUCACCGAGCCGCAGCCGCAGCCAUCAAAGAACGAGGUCCGCGGCGGCAAGAGCGUGCAGUUCGCGGAGAGCAGCAGCAGCAGCGGCGCCGAGCAGCCGGUGGAGAUCGACGAGGCGGCCAUGGACGCCGCGCUCAACCUGCUGCACGAGGCCGAUGUCGAGGCGCGCAACGACGAGUCGCCGCUGCAGGCGCUGGAGGCGCGCGUGGUGCGCAUGGGCCCGCUGGUGGACGCGGCGCUGGAGCGGGCCGACACGCGGCACGCGCGCCUCACGCAGCUGUCGGCCGAGCUGGUGCGCGCGCUCAACCUGUACCACGAGCUCAUGCGCGACCCCAAGCCGCACCCGCCGCACCCUCCGCACCCGCCCGCGCCCUUCCAGGCGCCGCCCAUGCCCUACGCGCACCCGCCGCCGCCCAGAUGCUGAUUGCACGGAAAAAGUGGUACGCGCCUGAAAAUUACGUUUGUACAUAAUAGUUCUUAUUUCACAUAGCUUGAGAAAAUAUGCUUUUGUAUACUGAAUUAUUUAAAUAUAAGAAAUAUGUUAGACUAUGUUCUGGUGCUGAUUCCAGUACACACCACCUAAAUGUAUUUUAAGUUAUACCUGUCAUUUUCUUAUGC
Molecule: messenger RNA, 1767 nt
Organism: Pectinophora gossypiella (pink bollworm)
Lineage: Eukaryota; Metazoa; Arthropoda; Insecta; Lepidoptera; Gelechiidae
Gene: Stam
Product: signal transducing adapter molecule 1
Exons: 8
Coding region: 371-1573 (400 amino acids)
Biological process (GO): protein transport to vacuole involved in ubiquitin-dependent protein catabolic process via the multivesicular body sorting pathway
Cellular component (GO): ESCRT-0 complex
Molecular function (GO): ubiquitin binding; phosphatidylinositol binding
Source: RefSeq, a predicted model, not a curated record